Messenger RNA from Dendrobium catenatum, 841 nucleotides. Its product is annotated as probable F-box protein At5g04010. Gene Ontology annotation, cellular component: SCF ubiquitin ligase complex. Gene Ontology annotation, biological process: SCF-dependent proteasomal ubiquitin-dependent protein catabolic process; gibberellic acid mediated signaling pathway. Gene Ontology annotation, molecular function: protein binding. The transcript is spliced from 2 exons. The record is from RefSeq and is a predicted model, not a curated record. Bases 18 to 749 code for a protein of 243 amino acids. NCBI's taxonomy places the organism in Eukaryota, Viridiplantae, Streptophyta, Magnoliopsida, Asparagales, Orchidaceae.
UAUAGAGAGAGGGAGAGAUGCGCCGCGAAGAACCUCCGUCGCCGCUGCCAUGGGAAGUAGUUAUUCUGGUCUCUCAAUACUUAGACCCUUCAACGCUCGCCACGUCCUCCUGCGUCUCUAAGUCAUGGCGCACCGCCAUGUCGUCUCCAAACCUCUGGCUUCCCCUCUGCCUCUCUGUCUACCCUUCUUCCUCCCACCUCCUCUCCCUCUCCCCUCCCCCUUCCCCCCGCAUCCUCUUCUCCCUCCUCAAUCUAGCCUCCCGCCGCCUUCCCCCUCCCCCUCCUCCCUCCCCUCUCCUCUCUCUGAGUCACCUUCUCUUCACUCUCGACGUCUUCAUUUCCAAUCUCUCCACUCCCCUGCUCUCUAUCGCAAUAAAAGGUGAAGACUUGGAGAAAGAAUUUCACAACGUCUUCCACUUCGACGUCGACGUGUCGGCGGCUACUUCGACGGCGGCAGUGGCGAAGGAGGAGGACGUGAGAGUGGUCUGGAUGGUGAUGAGGAAAGAAUGGGGAGGAGCUUUCAUGAUGAUGGAAGUGAAAGGGAAGGGGAGGGAGGUGGGAGAUACAGGGCUCUGGUUUGAGGAAGAGGUUGAUGGGCCAAAGUGCUGCGCUGCGGCGGCGGAGAGAGGCGGGAUGGUGGCUGAAGUGGGGCUGGUGUUUUCCGGCGAGGAGCGGAGGAUCAUAAAGAUACGAGCGUCGUUCAUAGGUGAAUCAGAGCUUUUCAUGUCGCCCCUUUGUUGUGUAUCGUGACUGUGUAUCCAUUGCAUACCAGAUGAUGUGACACGCUCUAAUUUGCCUUUAGACGGUCUGGUCUUUGCACAUAAUAAUUUCUCUAUUUUGAG